AUGCAGCAAGAGCCGCACAAGCAGCAGCAGCAUCAGAAGCUGCAGCAACAGCGGCAAGCAGCAGCAGCAGCACAAGCACGUGCAGCGCGAGCCGCAGAAACUGCAGCAACAGAAACAGAAGCAGUAGCAGCAGCAGCAGCAGCAGCACCAGUAGCAGCAGAAGCACGAGGAGAAGGAGCAGGAGCAGGACCAGCAGCAGCAGCAGCAGCAGCAGCAGCAGCACCAGCAGCAGCAGUAACCUGCAAGGUCUCCGAAAAGGACAACAGCAGGAAGGUUGCGAGAGAAGCCAGCGCGAGAUGCCCAGACACCCGAACAUUGCAGCCUAGCAAUAGCAGCAGCAACAGCAUCGCCGCCGCCAUUGGCAGCAGCUGCAGCAGCAUCGGUUGCAGCAGCAUCACCAGUAUCAGCAGCAGAAGCAGCAGCAGAAGCAGCAGCAGCAGCAGCAGCAGCGUUGCCACCAUUAGCAGCAGCAGCAGCGCCGCCGCCAUGUGCAGCAGCAGCUUAGCAGCAGCAGCAGCAGCAGCAGCAGCAGCAGCAGCAGCAGCAGCAGCAGCAGCAAACCUGAUUUCCUGA
Eimeria tenella is the source of this 573-nucleotide messenger RNA. RefSeq lists its product as uncharacterized. Bases 1 to 573 code for a protein of 190 amino acids. NCBI's taxonomy places the organism in Eukaryota, Apicomplexa, Conoidasida, Eucoccidiorida, Eimeriidae. The record is from RefSeq and is a predicted model, not a curated record. The transcript has 3 exons.